Neoarius graeffei (lesser salmon catfish) is the source of this 4742-nucleotide messenger RNA. It is a transcript of the gene rcn1, whose product is annotated as reticulocalbin 1, EF-hand calcium binding domain. The coding region runs from base 309 to 1343 and encodes 344 amino acids. The record is from RefSeq and is a predicted model, not a curated record. Gene Ontology annotation, cellular component: endoplasmic reticulum. Gene Ontology annotation, molecular function: calcium ion binding. NCBI's taxonomy places the organism in Eukaryota, Metazoa, Chordata, Actinopteri, Siluriformes, Ariidae. The transcript is spliced from 7 exons.
CGAGAUCAGUGACACACACCAAUGGCAGAGUGUGUGAGCAGGUUUAAAACUGUAGGCAGGUCGGUUCAGAGAAACGCUGAAAUAGCUAAUUUAAAAGAGAACACACUGGAAUAAGAGUAAGAUGUCAGUACGGGUUUAACGUCGGCUUUUUCAUCCUGCUCUCUGCUGUGUUUCUGUCGCUGAGGCCGGAGCGUGUGGUAAAUCAGUGGGACUCGGAGCACCACUGGGGUUUAUUUUGUACCUUUAAUCACCGCAAGAGGCGAGUAAUUUGUCCAUAACAAAUCCCUGUUUGGACAGUGUUAAUAAUCAUGCAUGUACUGGGUGUAGUGUGCUAUGUGUGUGUGUGGCUGUGUGUGGUGGAUCUAAAGCCCACAGUGAGAAGGGACAGAAUUCACCAUGAAGCAGAACUUAAACGGAAACCACACGAAGACCACCACACGGAACAGCAGAGUCUGCAGUUCGACCAUGAAGCUUUUUUGGGAAAAGAAGAGGCGAAGACAUUCGACCAGCUGAGUCCAGAGGAGAGCAGAGACAGACUGAGGCCGCAAGCAGAGGCCAUCCACAUCGGCUCUGCUUUAAUAUCAACAGAUCUUCGAUUAAGUAAGAUUGUGGAUCGUAUUGAUAUUGAUGCUGAUGGAUUCGUCACCUCUGAUGAGCUGAAGCUUUGGAUUAAACGUGUUCAAAAACGCUAUGUUUACGAGAAUGUUGCUAAAAUAUGGCGUGACUACGACAUCAAUAAAGACAAUGCGAUUGCCUGGGAGGAGUACAAACAGGCCACCUAUGGAUAUUACCUUGCAAACCCAGAUGAGUUUGCAGAUUCUUCUGAUCAGUUCAGCUUUAAGAAGAUGCUGCCACGAGAUGAGCGCAGAUUUAAAGCAGCUGAUCUGAAUGGAGACAAGCGAGCAGAAAGGGACGAGUUCACUGCUUUCCUCCAUCCUGAGGAAUUUGAGCACAUGAGGGACAUUGUUGUCCUGGAGACAUUGGAAGACAUAGAUAAGAAUGGAGACAAUUACAUCGAUGAAGACGAAUACAUUGCGGACAUGUUUCCACAUGAAGAUGGUGGUCCUGAACCAGACUGGGUGAAAACUGAGAGAGAUCAGUUUUCUGAUUUUAGAGAUCUGAAUAAAGAUGGAAAAAUGGAUAUGGAGGAGAUUCGUCACUGGAUUCUUCCUCAGGAUUACGAUCAUGCUCAGGCUGAGGCACGACACCUUUUGUACGAGUCUGACACCAAUAAGGAUCAGCUGCUGACAAAAGAAGAGAUUCUGCAGAACUGGAACAUGUUUGUAGGAAGUCAAGCAACAAACUAUGGAGAAGAUCUGACCAGAAGCCACGAUGAGCUCUGAACACAAUUUAAUCAAGAGCAGUGAUCUACAUUUGUACAGUAAUUUGCAGUUCUACAUUCACAUAGUUAAUAAUACUAUAUUUAAGUACAUGAACUUAUGAUUUCACAUCAAUAAAUCACUAAAGCAUUAGUAUAUAAAUUCCCAGGACUUUCUCCAGGAGUGACUGACAGAUUUGCAGAUCUCUAAUCUACCUCACUGUUACCGUGGCAACCAUUCAUGGCUUUUUAUUGUGUUUGUGAGUGAAUUAGAGACUUGCAGUUAAACUUUUUCCACAGAUUAAUUUUAUUUGGAUAUUUUUAAUAAUCAGUCUGUUUUUUGUGAGUUUUGUUAUUAUUCACAUUUGAGGAAACAGUGCUACACAGUCAAUUACAAAGAGAACAUUACAAUGAGUUUUUUUAAUCUUUGCAUUUAUGGUUUUGAACUUUUUUUAAAACAAAAUCAGAAUCAAAGAUUUUUUUGCUUUUUAUUCAGAAGUUUGUAUUCAAAACAACUUGUUUUAUGGCAUCAUUUACCAGAUAAUACCAGUAAAACAAUUUUAGCAUCAUCCACAGGUUAUUACUGCAGUGUUGCUGAGCAAUUAGUGUCUGUGCGAUUGAAUAUUUUUUAUAGUGUGUGUGUGUGUGUGUGUGUGUGUGUAUACACACACACAUAAAAUAAAAUAAUGGUGGUCAGUCAUAUCUGACAAUGACAUUUAUGUGCGGGUGUGGACUCACAGAUGGCUCUGGAGUCCAAUGCGGGAUCUGCAUGUACGUCCACAGCGAGGGCAGGAAAACUUUUCUGAGUCACUGGGUGCCUCGGCUGCCACCUUUCUCCUAGCACACGCCAUGGUGAUUGUCUUGCCAGUUGUCUUCAAAGUUUUCCUGGGCAAGGCAUGUACAGGGCACGCCAGUUGGAUCGAUCCUGCACACACUCCUCCAGCUGCUUUUUGGCUAUGCCAGCAUGAGCAAUGUUAGCCUUGACACGGUCUUUAAAGCAUUUCACUGGCCUUCCUUGUUUCCUUUUGCCUUGGCAAAUUUCACCAUAGAGGAGCUGUUUUGGGAUCCAGUGGUCAUCCAUGCGAAUGACGUGCCCGGUCCAUCUCAGUUGCACUUUCAGGAUCAUGGCCUCGAUGCUUUUCAUUUCAACAUGGUCCAAGACCUCAAGAUUUGUAAUCUUGUCCUGCCACUUGAUGCCCAGGAUUAAACGCAGGCGACGCAUGUGAAAGCGCUCAAGCAGUUGAAUGUGCCAACUGUAAAGGGUCCAGGUCUCACAACCAUAGAGGAGGCUGGUGAGUACAACUGCCUUGUACACCUUGAGCUUGGUGGACUGCUGGAUGUUGUGUUGAUUCAGCACACAAACUCGCAAACUGCCCAGGGCCUGGCUGGCUCUGGAGAUCCUGGCAUUGAUCUCUCUGUCGAGGGAGCCAUCACUGGAGAUGCUGCUGCUGAGGUAUUUAAACUCCUCCAGUCUUCAGCUCUGUUCCAUUGAUAGCAAUAGAGAGCUGGUGUCCUGCAGCGAGAGGACUGGGUUGGAACAGCACCUCUGUCUUGCCCAAGCUGAUGGUGAGCCUGAAGAGACGGGAUGCCUCAGCAAACUUGUCAAUGAUAUGCUGCAGGGCAGAUUCUGUGUGGGCCAUGAAGGCACAGUCAUGAUACUGGAGGCACAAAGAGUGCCUCCAGUAUCAUCUUUGACUGUCUUUGUCUUGGCAUUCAGGCAGCGCAAGUCAAAGAGAGACCCGUCCAUUCUGUAUUUCAGGUACACACUAUGCUUAAGAUCUCUGACAGUGUGGCUAAAGACGCAGGUGAAGAAGAGGUUGAACAGCACGGGAGCUAAGACGCAGCCUUGCUUCACACCAUUUGAUAUCUCGAAGUCAUCUGAUGCCUCGCCGCCAGAGAGUACCAGCCCAGUCAUGCUGUCGUGGAAUAGGUGGAUCAGGGUUGUGAACUUCCUGGGGUAGCCCAUCUUCUGUAAAAUUGUCCACAAGGCCUCUGUUGACAGUGUCAAAAGCCUUAGUCAAGUCAAUGAACACUACAAACAAGUUCAUAUUCUGUUCUUUGCACUUUUCUUGGACUUGGCGGACUGCAAAGAUCAUGUCAACAGUGCUUUGACCGGGGUGGAAUCCACACUGUGCCUCGGGCAGGAUCUUCUCAGAAACAGUAAUGGUUGAGAAGGAUGCGCACCAGUAUCUUGCCAGCGAUGGACCGAUAUGCCCCGAUAGUUGCCACAGUCUGACUUGCUGCCCUUGUUUUUGUAGAGGGAGAAUUGUGGCAUCCCGAAACUCCUAAGGCAUAUCCUCUUCCUCCCAGAUGCUGCAGAGAAUGCUGUGGAAGGUUUCAAGAGCCACUGGUCCCACAGCCUUAUAAAUCUCUGCAGGGAUUCCAUCCUUUCCUGGAGCUUUUCCAGAACUGGUCUGGCUGAUUGCUUUCUUGACCUCAUCUAGGCUAGGAGGAGUGUCGAAACUAUCUAUUGUUGGUCUCUGAGGGAUCUAGUCUAGGGCCUGGGGGCUGACAGUGUAGGGUCUGUUGAGGAGAGUGCUGAAGUGUUCCUUCCACCUCUCAUUGAUGGCAGUCUUCUUCAGCAGUGUGCCAUCGGCGGACAGGAGGGGGGUAGUGGUGCUGGGUUGGGACAGUCCGUACACUGCUUUAAUGGCGCUGAAGAACAUCUUAGAGUUCUUUGUGUCAGCAUACAGCUGGACAUCAUCCUGCAUGUGGUGGAGAGUGGCCUGGGCACGGCUCUGGAGGUGCUUGAAGCAGUCACACUUGGAGUUGGAGGACAAGUUAUUCUGCCAUGCUAUGAACGCUUUCCGCUUGUCAUCCAGGAGCUGGGCAAUGGCAACAUUGUUUCCAUCCUGGUGGACUCUUUUUGGACUGAAUAUUGACUGGGGUACCUCCUUCACCACCGUGCUGAACUGGUCCCACUGAGGGGUCCAAGGGACAGUUCAUGAAGUUAUCUCAACAUACUGGGUUCUGAAGUUUGAUGGCAUUCAACGACAGUCUGACAAACUUUGGCUUUUUGUGGUGGGUAGGGGCGAUGUGCAGCUUGACGACCGACCUAAGUUAUCGAUGGUUGGUCCAGCACUCAGCUCCUCACAUGGCCCUGGUGAUCCUGAAGUCUCUGCUGUUGCGUCUGUGGCAGAUUGCAAAGCUAAUGAGGUGCCACUGUUUUGAUCAUGGGUGCAUCCAAGUUGAUUUAUACUUGUCUUCUUGUCUGAACAGGGUGUUGGUGAUCGUCAAGUCAUUUUCUGCACAGAGACUCAAGAGCAGUAGGCCAUUAGAGUUCAUUUUGCCUAUGCCAUGUGGCCCCAGCACACCUUUCCAGUUCGCGCACUCUGCUGAUUCUGGCAUUGAAGUCUCCCAGCAGGAUGAGCUUGGGAGUUGUGGCCUUUAUGAAGUUGUUGAGGUCCUCAUACACUGAAAAAAA